ACUGUCAAUGACGGAGCUCCUCUGAACGUCGUUCGUCGUCCUAAGUUUUUCUUCUUCGCUGUGGAGAGGCCAACGUGCAUGAAAUCUCCCAGACCGCCGAAAAAAUGGCAAAGUUCGGAAGAUUCUUCCACCGACAAAACAUGCUAACAGUAGCGACCCUGCUGUGCGUUGUUGUUGGCGUGAGUAUUGGCUUGGCUCUGAAAGCCUACGCCGAUCUGACGAUUAUCGAGGAAGCUUGGAUUCGCGUUCCAGGGGAACUGCUUUUCCGGGUGAUGCAGCUUGUUACCAUCCCUCUGUUGGCGACAAAUGUGAUUGUUGGAUGUGCUUCAGCCUCUUGCAGUCCAUCCCGACGGAUCACUCAGCGUGCGAUCGUGUACUUUGUCGUCACAACGAUUCUGGCUGUGCUGGUUGGAGCCUUCCUGGUUGUGCUGAUCAAACCAGGGGUCACUGACAACAAUAUGGGAGCUAAAGUAGAAGAUGAUGAUGAUGAUGAUAAUGCCUACACCUUUCUUGAUGCCUUCAAUGAUCUCCUCAGAAACAUCAUACCGCACAAUCUGGUUCUGAUCAGCUUCACCCUGUUCAAGACUCGGAAGGUGUACCUGGAUAUGGAGGCCGACGACAACUCCACUGAGGAGGAAGCCGAAGCAGGUGAAGUAAUAGGCGAAAACAUCAACGGAGUCAACAUCUUAGGAUUGAUCGUGGCGUCAGUUUUCAUCGGGAGAACCUUGAAAAAGCUCGGACAUGUAGGGCAACCCUUCUUGGAGCUCAUCAUCAUCGUCAACGAGGUCCACAAAAAUCUGGUGAAAAUGAUAAUGGUGUAUUUUCCUGUCGCCGUGGUGUUCAUGAUGGCGAGCUACGUUCACGAACUUGCAGACAAGUGGCAGACUGCUGUUUGCGUGGGAAAGUUUGUCGCCGUAAUCGUUACCGGACUCUUCAUCCAUGGGUUUUUGGUUUUACCGUUCAUCUGCUUCUUGUUCUUGAGAGAAAACCCCUACCGAGUAUUUCAAGCGGUUACGCCUGCACUUGUAAAGGCGGUGCUCGUUUCACGCACCUGUGCGUCAUCAGAGACAUACAGCUGUUGUGAAAAAUGGCUGAGAGUCAACACAAGAAUCACUCGCUUCAUGCUGCCCAUUGCGAUCCACGCCAACAUGGAUGGGACGACCCUGUAUGAGAUGGCCGCUGCCAUUUUCAUUGCCCAACUCUCAGGCAUGGCGCUGCAUUGGAGCAGGCUACUCAGCAUUGGUGUGACGGUGGCAAUAGCGACUGUUGGAGAGGCAGGAAUCCCAGCUACAGGAAUGAUGACCACCCUCUUUAUUUUGAACAUCUGUAACAUUCCUACGAGUCCUGCCGUUAUUUUGCUCUCCAUUGAAUGGGUCCUAGAUCGCCUCAACGUUGCUGUGAAUAUCCUGAGUGACUGUUACGGUGUGUUUCUCGUGGACCACCUGUCAAAAGGAGAACUGAAAGACGUCGAGGAACACGUAAAUAAGAUGACGAUACCAGAAUUCUGCUUGCCACCCAGGGAUAAUCCACCAGAGUCCAUCUCAGAGGCAGAAGCUGUCUGAUAUCCUGACGUCCCAAAGUGAUUGUUGUGAAAAGCGAAGGAGUUCAGCAUUUAUAUUUUUUGUGCCUUUUCCAUAUUUAUCACUUUAGUGUAUUUUAGCCUCGUGAUGUUGUUACUGUUAUUUUAGAUUAGCAUUUUGACAUUUAUAUACAUUCAAGAGUUGUUUGGAAAAAAUAUAUUUAAUAUCUCAGUCAAAUUUAAUGUCCUUCUGAUUAAAAAUCAGUUGUUGUUUUUUUGUUAUAAAGUAAAAGAUUAUUCUUGUCAAAAGUUUAUUUUUCAAUGUGUUGCUUCUAUUGUUU
Fundulus heteroclitus (mummichog) is the source of this 1860-nucleotide messenger RNA. Its product is annotated as excitatory amino acid transporter 3. Lineage: Eukaryota; Metazoa; Chordata; Actinopteri; Cyprinodontiformes; Fundulidae. The record is from RefSeq and is a predicted model, not a curated record. The coding region runs from base 105 to 1562 and encodes 485 amino acids. The transcript has 14 exons. Gene Ontology annotation, biological process: L-glutamate transmembrane transport. Gene Ontology annotation, cellular component: plasma membrane. Gene Ontology annotation, molecular function: neutral L-amino acid transmembrane transporter activity; L-glutamate transmembrane transporter activity; glutamate:sodium symporter activity.